UUCAUAACCGGCUCGCGCAAGUUUGUUUUGAAAUUGGACGUUUGUCGAAUAUUCGCUCUAUUAUAGGCCUAACGCUUCGCUUCGCUGACAAAUGAAACCUUGUAACUGGUUCCCGCCUUACUUUACGAGGUGCGAAAGCAGUGGGACAUCACCUGACGAAAGAGAUAACAGGAAUUCUCUGUUCUCCUGAGUGCCCUUCUCUUACGUUGAACGUCAAACAGGUUGUUGGCGUACGGGAAUUCCUGUAAGGACCCGCUUUGACACUCGCUAAGUCCCCGCUUUCGACCUUUUUAAAACAAAGCUAAUAAUCAUGGGAGAAGAAAUGGACGGCAACUCAAUUCUAGCCGAGGCUUUGAAACUUCAGGGGGUUGAAUAUGUGUUCGGCAUUGUGGGCAUCCCUGUCAUUGAGUUGAGCAUGGCAAUGCAGGCUGUAGGAAUGCACUAUGUUGGGUGCCGUAACGAGCAGGCUGCUUGCUACGCUGCUCAAGCCAUGGGAUAUUUGACUGGCAAACCGGCAGUUUGUCUUGUAGUGUCUGGCCCCGGGCUUCUUCAUGUCUUUGGUGGAAUGGCUAAUGCACAAAUCAACUGUUGGCCGUUGAUAGUUAUUGGAGGAUCAUGUCCUCAAGACCACGAGGGUAUUGGUGGGUUUCAGGAAUGUAAUCAAGUUGAACUUUCUCGACCAUAUUGCAAGUAUGCUGCUCGCCCUCCACAUCCCAAACUUAUUCCAACUCAUGUGGAAAAGGCAUUUCGUUUAGCAACUUAUGGAAGACCUGGAGUGAGCUAUCUUGAUUUCCCUGGAAAUAUGUUAAGCAUGUCAGUUCCAUCUGGGGAUAUUUACUUAGCCAGUAAAGUUCCUGCCCCACCAUUAGCAUACCCAGAUCCUAUCCAAGUUAAGGAGGUAGUGUCAGUGCUUGGCCAAUCAAAGCGACCCUUGGUUAUUAUUGGUAAAGGAGCUGCUUAUGGCAAAGCAGAAUUAGCCCUCAGAGAUUUAAUCAGUAGCUGUAAUUUACCCUUUUUACCCACACCAAUGGGCAAAGGAGUAGUGUCAGAUACAGAUGAGCACUGUGUUGCCCCAGCUCGCUCUGCAGCUCUACAAAAAGCAGAUUGUAUUCUUCUAUUUGGGGCUCGUUUGAACUGGAUUCUUCAUUUUGGCCGCCCUCCAAGGUUCAAUCCCAAUGUUAAAAUAGUCCAGGUAGACUUAUGCCCUGAGGAGUUCCACAACAGCCGUAUAAGCACAGUUGCUCUCCAAGGGGAUAUUCAAGCUACUUGCACCUUGAUAGUGAAAGAAUUGACCUCUCAAGGUUGGCAUAUACCAAGUUCUAGUCCAUGGUGGAACUUACUGAAGGAAAAAGUGCAAAACAAUAAGAUGACUGUUGGUAAAAUGAUUGCAGACAUCAGACCCCCUCUAAAUUAUUAUGCAGUUUUCCAACAUAUUCAGGACAUUAUUCCAAUAGAUUCUAUAAUAUGUAGCGAGGGAGCCAACACUAUGGAUAUUGGGAGAACUCUUUUGGCAAAUAUACUGCCUCGCCAUCGUUUAGAUGCUGGAACUUUUGGGACAAUGGGUGUUGGUUUGGGUUUUGCUGUCGCUAGUGCCUUAUGGUGUCAGAGAUAUUCUCCUCAAAAGCGUGUGAUUUGUGUUGAGGGUGAUUCUGCCUUUGGCUUCUCAGGAAUGGAGGUUGAAACUAUGUUCAGGUACAAGCUACCUGUGGUCAUUAUUGUGAUUAACAACAAUGGAAUUUAUGGAGGCUUUGAUCAGGACACAUAUAAUGCUAUAAGAGAUGGAGCUGAUCCCACACAAGUGACACCACCUACAGCUUUGACUGUCAAAGUACGCUAUGAUAACAUCAUGACUCUUUUUGGUAGGAGAGGAUACUUCUGUAGCACAAUCCCUGAGGUACAAGAUGCUGUAAAGGAAUGCUUAAAGAUUGUUGAUGGCCCCUCUGUUAUUAACAUAGCAAUAAAUCCAGCUGCUGACCGAAAGCCUCAGCCAUUUAACUGGCUCACAGAGUCAAAGCUUUAAAUGAAGUCAAAAACACCAGGCUGAUACAUUUAGUCUUAUGCAAUGCGCUCUUUUAUUAAAUGAAAUAUGGAUGCUACAAAGUCUUUAACAUUGGUGGGGAUAAGGGGGUGAGUAACAUACAUAUUGCUCAUUUCUUGAAACAACUGUGUGCCUUGAUUUGGUCCACAGUAUUCAUUUAUAAAUGUAAUAAAUAUAUUGUAAACACAAA
Molecule: messenger RNA, 2228 nt
Organism: Frankliniella occidentalis (western flower thrips)
Lineage: Eukaryota; Metazoa; Arthropoda; Insecta; Thysanoptera; Thripidae
Gene: Hacl
Product: 2-hydroxyacyl-CoA lyase 1
Exons: 12
Coding region: 311-2020 (569 amino acids)
Biological process (GO): fatty acid alpha-oxidation
Cellular component (GO): peroxisome
Molecular function (GO): magnesium ion binding; catalytic activity; thiamine pyrophosphate binding
Source: RefSeq, a predicted model, not a curated record